AUGCUACUUAAAUUAAGUCUCGUAUUCACCAUUUUUUGGCUUUAUCAUUGCGUAACCUCCAAAAAGAUACCAUUCUCGGAUUUUUUUCUCCCACUUAGUAUCGACGGAUAUCUAUGUGGAGAGAAUCUUUACAACAUCUUGUCGAUAAGAGAUGCGGCGACGAAAGCUCAUCGAUCUUUUCUCUUCGAAUCACCACCAUCAAAAUUUCCUGCGUAUUUCGAAGACUGGUCUACCUUCAGUGUUGUAGAUGAGAUUUUCCUUACCUGGCCACUUAUAUUGUCGGAUAGAAGCUCUUCUACAAUUGGGAGAGAUCGAGUUGUUAUCAAUUCCAAGGGACAAAUAAUGGGCGCAAUAACUGUGAAUUUCGAUGAAACAGUUAAUUCCGCAUCCAAUUACAAGAAAUGCACUCCAAUAAGCUUCAAUCCCAGCCCGGAAGAGAAUCUAUCUGCUGAUUUAGAUCUGUUCUGGAGUAAGGAAUAUCCUACGAUGGGAUACGGGUGCGGCCCAUACUUAUUACCAAAUUUGGAAAUCGAUCGACUGCGGAUAUUCAUAUCUAAUCGGCACUUAAAGAGGCAGGUCCAGUAUAUGCGAGGGACAGAUCAACCUAGAGAAUACACAGGUAAUUUAUUUAACGGAGAUAAACUUCUAGCUUACAAUCCCUAUAAAAAGAAUGAACUUGGAAGCGCCUCUGGCCAAUCUAUGCCAUGUCGGAUUAUUUUUAACUUAAGUGAGGGCAUCAAAGGGGUCAUAUACGGCGCUAAUUUGGAUACUAAAUGUCAAAAAGUAUUCGAUAUAUCAAAACUAGUGUACGACCCCCCUCAAAUUCCAGUAACUAUUACAGACUACGAGAAAAUGGAAGAAAAAAACCGAGAGUACUCGUGCGCCAAUGAGAUGUUGAGGUUAGGGCUUGUUUUGAAUUUCAUAAAUUUCGCCAAGGCUCAGAUUUCGCGAGGCUUAGUAGAUGAUGGAUCUCAAUAUCCUAUUUUACAAGAUUCGAACUUACUUUUGUGGCCCAUCAGGUUACCAGAAAAAUUAAAUGACAAUUUGCCAAUUAUAUUUGCUGUAGGUUAUAGUCUAAACGACAAAAAAUUUGAGGUAUACUAUUCGUUGUUACUUCUGGAUAAGUAUAUUAAAUACACUAAAUGUUAG
Blumeria graminis f. sp. triticale is the source of this 1149-nucleotide messenger RNA. NCBI's taxonomy places the organism in Eukaryota, Fungi, Ascomycota, Leotiomycetes, Helotiales, Erysiphaceae. The record is from the annotation of a GenBank genome assembly.